UCAGCUGUGUCCAAUCACAGCUGAUCACAUGUAAAUAGGAAAAUGCCGGUUAUCGGCAUUUCUGUCAGCGGGACAUGUACACUGGUCAUCAGGGCACUGAUGAUCAUUGUGCCCUGAUGAUCACUGUAGCCCCAGCAGUGCCACCUGUUAGUGUCCAUCAGUGCCUUGUGUCAGUGCUCAUCAGUGCCUCGUGCCAGUGCCCAUCAGUACCACAUCAAUGCCACAUAUCAGUGCCUACCAGUGGACAUCAAUGCCACAUAUCAGUACCCAUCUGAGCCGCCUUUCAGUGUCACCCAUCAGUGCCAGUCAGUGCCGCCUAUCAGUG
This is a messenger RNA of Staurois parvus, 325 nucleotides long. The record is from the annotation of a GenBank genome assembly. NCBI's taxonomy places the organism in Eukaryota, Metazoa, Chordata, Amphibia, Anura, Ranidae.